UGGCGUACAAAUGUUUCAAAUCAGAAGAUUCUGUCCAGAACACACAUGCUCUAUUGAUUAUAGACAAGGCAAACAUAGACAGGCAACUGCUACUGUGAUAGCAAAACUUAUUGCACACAAAUACCUUGAUGCUUCCAAUAAACCGUACCCACCAAAACAAAUUCGUGAAGACAUGAGUAUGCAGUAUGGAAUUUCCAUGUCAUACAAAAAAUCUUGGAAAGCACAGAAGAAAGCAAUGCAGCUGCAAUUUGGUUCUGAUCUUGAAUCCUAUCAGGUUUUGCCUUCUAUGGCUUAUGUGCUUGAGAAGGCGAAUCCUGACUCUAUGUUUGAUCUAGUCACAGGGAAGGAUGAUGCAUUUUGUACCUUUUUUAUGUCAUUC
Molecule: messenger RNA, 379 nt
Organism: Cuscuta europaea
Lineage: Eukaryota; Viridiplantae; Streptophyta; Magnoliopsida; Solanales; Convolvulaceae
Source: the annotation of a GenBank genome assembly